AAUGAAUGUUACAGCAACCCAUGCCAAAAUGGAGGAUUGUGCAUUGAUAGAGUCAAUGGAUUUUCUUGCCAAUGUCCAGUGAACUGGCAGGGAACGGCCUGCUGGGAUGAUGUUAAUGAAUGUGCUGCCCAGCCUAGUAAGUGUAGUGCAGAAGCAAUCUGUAUAAACACUCCAGGAUCCUAUACAUGCACAUGCAAAGCUGGAUAUUAUGGAGAUGGCACUACUUGCAGAGACAUUGAUGAGUGCACACUGAAACAAAACAACAACUGUCAGCAACUGUGCUCUAACACGCUUGGUGGAUAUUUCUGCUCAUGCCAGAAUGGUUAUGAACAAGAUCAAAUAAGCACACAGAAAUGCAACAAAAUUGACUACUGUAAAAGCUCCCCCUGCAGAAAUGGUCAGUGCCAGAAUGGAGCCUUAGGCUAUACAUGCAGUUGCUACGCAGGAUGGAAGGGAACUAACUGUGAUACAGAUGUAAAUGAGUGUGAGACCAGUCCAUGUGCUAAGGGAACCUGUAGUAACACACUGGGAUCAUUUGUGUGCUCAUGCAUGCAAGGCUGGAGAGGACCUACUUGCAACGAAGAUGUUAAUGAAUGUCUUUCAAUGCCAUGUAAAAAUGGAGGGCAAUGCACAAAUACCUUGGGAAGUUACACUUGUUUGUGUGUACCAGGAUACCAGGGUGUAAACUGCGAUCAAGAUAUCAAUGAGUGCCUGAGUAACCCUUGCUGGAAUGGAGCCAGAUGCAAUAAUCUGGUCAAUGCUUUCUCCUGUACUUGUGUUCCUGGUUACACGGGAAGAUUCUGUGAAAUCGAUAUUAAUGAAUGUGCCAGCAACCCCUGCAGAAAUGGUGGAGUCUGCAUUGAUAGAGUCAAUGGAUUCUCUUGUCGGUGUGCAGUGAAUUGGCAGGGAACAUUCUGUGAUCACGAUGUAAAUGAAUGUGCUAUGGGGCUAAGCAGAUGCAGUGUGAAAGCGUACUGUACAAACACUUUUGGAUCCUAUACAUGCACAUGCAACAGUGGAUAUUAUGGUGAUGGAUUUACCUGCAAGGAAAAACGUCUGUUUGACUACAGAUCGGAUAUCAGAAUAACCCAACGUUUAAAAGAUUUUACCUCUCCAUUAGUUAGUGUUCCAAUGCGCUUUCCCUUUGGCUACUCAUUCUACAGCAAUUUAUAUUUCACAGACAAUGGGGUUAUCAUGUUCCAGCGUUAUUUCUAUGAGCCCAUGUACAUAUACAACUAUCCCUAUGGUUAUUUCUACAGCAAUGAUUAUUCUAGGCCUCCCAUGAUUGCAGUUUUUUGGGCGGAUGCUGAUAUGUCCCAAUCAGGGGAACUGUAUUACCAGACAUAUGACUUCCAACAAUCACCAUACUAUGAGACCUCAUUCAAAACGCAACUUGAAACUGAGAUACAAACCUAUUUUAAUAAACAAAUUACAGCCAGUUGGGCUAUCAAGAUCACAUGGGAGCAAGUUCGACCAUACCCAUCCUAUUACUUCACAACAGCCAAUACAAAUACCUAUCAAGCUGUGUUAGUCACCGACGGAAUCUAUUCUUUCUGCCUUAUCCGCUUUGAUGACGGAGGAAUGAACUGGAGAUAUGAAGCACUGCCUACAUAUUAUCUCCCAAAAAUGGGAUAUUUCAGUGGCGAGCCUAGACAAUAUAAUUAUGCCAGUUCCCCAGCUCUGCCAGCAUUCAAUGACCCUCAGACAUCCAGUGGUAACCUCCAAAUUAUUUACAUGCCAGACCAGUAUAAAGGAUACAAUACUAACAGAAAUGGAUACUGGGCUUAUCGACUUGAAGCUAAUUCAGUAAACACCAGAAACUCCUGGCAGCAGUGUCUCAGCUGGUAUUACAAUGAGCCAAAUCCAAACUGGUCCUUCUAUUCUCCUCCUUGUCCCUGCUCUUUCUGGCAAGCCAUAUUUGAUUCAUCAUUCACUUCAUCAAACAGACUAAAUGACUAUUAUUUCCCAAGGAAAAGCUCAGACAACUAUAUCAGCUUCCAGAGUGCAUUUUCUAGUUGGUAUGGAGGAGGCACAAGAUGUGACUAUUACUGGUCUGGAUCACUUAUCUAUGGAGAAAAAGAAAGAUUCUUGCCAACUCCUUGGAUAUAUGAUAAUUCCUUGUACUGGUGGUGGUAUCCUCAGUACCGAAACUAUUUUUGGUCUACAACAUUACCAGCGUUAAGAAGUCAAUAUCAAGCUAAUGAGGUGGAUCCUUAUGAAAACUGCUGUACAUUGGGAUCUUCCUAUCUUUGUGAUCUGUAUUCACAGAAGAGGCCUCGGGAUUACUGCUAUGGUUACAUCCCACCACGUAUAGGAUUUUUCUUUGGGGACCCUCAUAUUAACACACUGGAUGGAGUCAAGUAUACCUUUAAUGGUUUAGGUGAAUUUACAUUGGUCAAUGUUAAGAACGAUAAUGGUACAAUGUUCCUGCUCCAGGGACGCACAGCCAGAGCAGGGAAUAAUGGAACAUCUCAAGCACCCAAUUUUGUGGCACUGGCGGCAGAAAUAAACAAUGAAACUAUGAUUGAAUGGCAACUCUCUGACGAAAACACCACUUUUGUGAAGGUUAAUGGUACUGAAUUCCCAUUGACAGUAAAUAGCACAUCAUUGGGAAUGAUCACCCUGGAAAUCACAACUGAGAAAGAACUCAAAGCCUCUUUUGUUGGUGGAAUCUCAGUGGCAGUUACUGCAAAAUUUGGGUCUCUGAGUUUUGUAGCAACAUUGGAUUCUUCAUAUCAAAACAAAACAGAAGGACUUCUGGGUCAGUUCAAUGGGGAUGUUACAGAUGACUUAAUGUAUUCUUAUGGAACAAAUCUAAGUUACAAUGGUGUUAAACUUCCCAAUGAUUCUGCUAUCUUUGAGAUGGGAAUGACAUGGAAAACUACUCCAAAGAGCAGCAUUUUCAGCUACAACUCAACAAAUAAUGAAUCUUGGUACAGCUACAACAAUAAUAGCUUUGUGCCCCUGUUUUACAAUGAAUUGCUGCAGAUUAGAAACAAAACACUUAUUGACUCAGCAAAUGCAACGUGUAAAGGAAAUGAUGAAUGUAUAUUUGACAUCCUGAGCACUGGAAAUCUUGCAAUUGGAGAAGCCACGCUUGGUGUAGCAAACUCGGCUACAGCACAAGAAAGCAGCAUGAAUAAUUUCCCUCCAAAUAUAACUGGACCAAGCACAAUUUAUGGAACACUAAAUAAAGUACUGAUGGUGAACUACACAGUAACUGACCAGAACAAUGAUCCUGUGGUGUUGACUUUACAGACAAAUUCCAAGGAUAUAACAAUUGAUGCUGAUGGCACACUGUUAUGGAAUGCAACAAGCUUAGACCCAUUUAAUGUCACUAUCGAGGCAAAUGACUCUAAAUCAGUCACUAAUUUUAUCCUUACACUGGUGCUGUGUAAUUGCUCAAACAAUGGCGAAUGCCUCUUCAAUAAAAAUAUCAGUAUUCCGUAUUACGCUAAUUUCAAGAUGGCUGGAUGUAACUGUUCUGAUGCAUGGACUGGAAUUUACUGUGAAGAUGAUUUUGAUGGCUGUUUGGAAAAUCGAUGUUUUGUAAACAAUACUUGUAAUGAUACGAAAGCUCCUGAUAUAGGUUUUACCUGUGGUCCAUGUCCUUCUGGCAUGAUAGGAGAUGGAAUAGAUUGUUCUGAUAUUGAUGAAUGUUAUCUUAACAUAUCAAACUGUGAGCAGAUAUGUAACAAUAUCCCGAGAGGGUACAACUGCAGCUGUAGGGAAGGUUACACAGUGAGUGAAACCAACAGCUCUAAGUGUGAAGAUAUUAAUGAAUGUCAAAACACAACUCUUAACCUGUGUGGUGAGAAUACAGAGUGUACUAAUCUUCCUGGAAACUAUUCAUGCCAGUGCAAAGAUGGAUAUACUGGGGACCCUACUGUUCUUUGUGUUGGUGAGUACAAUGAACCAUUUUAUCUUUCUUUAUAA
This is a messenger RNA of Xenopus laevis (African clawed frog), 3936 nucleotides long. RefSeq names its product mucin-like protein. Lineage: Eukaryota; Metazoa; Chordata; Amphibia; Anura; Pipidae. Bases 550 to 3936 code for a protein of 1128 amino acids. The record is from RefSeq and is a predicted model, not a curated record. The transcript is spliced from 27 exons.